AUUUACUAAUUCCACAUUUAAAAAAUUGAGUAAUAAUAAUGGGCGACGAUAAUGAAAUAAUGUUAAACUUUUGUGACUGCAGGGAAUGUGUUACCUGACCAAUGAAGAAGUUCCACAUCAUCAAGUUUCCACUUGGCAACUCGUCAUUGGUUCCAAAUUUUCAUUGCCACGUAACAGCACAAGACCUGGGUUGAAGAAAACUGAAAUGCAUAAUCAGAAUCUCGCAAUACGAACGACGUACAACAACAAACCCUCAUCAUCAUCAUCACUGUCAUCACAAGAAUCCCAUACAUUAUCGGUCGGAGCGGGCAAUCGGAGCUCCGUGUUUCGCAACAAAGCUUCCACCGUGGCUCCCUCAGGCGGCCAAAGCCAACAGCAUCAACAAAAUCUCACCCGCAGGAAGUCUGCACCCGGAUCAUCAUCGGAUCCGACCCGCAACCAAGCUUCUGCGGCUCCGACUCGAAUAGUUUACAGAGAAUCGGCGAGGUCCGAUCUGCACUUGCCGUUUUGGCAAAAAACCUGGUUUAUUGGUUUACUUCUACUAAUGGCUGUCUCCUUCUUCGGCCUCGCGAUUUUCCUCUAUCUCACCCUUGACCCCGAUUUCGCCUCAACCCCCGUUUCCGCUGCUUCCGAAGGGGUUCAGAUCACUUAUGGCUCAACUAUCAAAUUGAUGCAUGAGAGGACAAAAUUUAGACUCCAUUCGCAUGAUGUGCCCUAUGGCUCUGGUAGUGGCCAGCAGUCUGUUACUGGUUUUCCCAAUGUCGAUGAUGCAAACAGUUACUGGAUUGUUAGACCUGUACCAGAUUCAAAUGCCAAACAAGGGGACCCAAUCAAAGGUGGAAGCAUUAUCAGGCUUCAACAUAUGAAGACCCGAAAAUGGCUUCAUAGCCAUCUGCAUGCAUCUCCAAUCUCUGGUAAUAUGGAGGUUAGUUGUUUUGGCGGAGAUGGAGAAUCAGAUACUGGAGAUUAUUGGAGACUGGAGAUUGAAGGCAGCGGGAAAACUUGGAGGCAAGACCAAAGGAUGAGGCUUCAUCAUGUAGAUACAGGUGGCUAUCUUCAUAGUCAUGAUAAGAAAUACCAGCGUAUAGCCGGUGGACAGCAGGAGGUGAGAGCUGCAUUCCCCAUGUCCUUUAAUUUUGCUUUUGAUUUCAGGAAAAUAAGAGGGAUGAAUGUCUUUUUUAAACAUUCCCUGCAAAACAUCAUUGUUCCUGUUUACGAGAUGCUUGUUGGUUCCUUCAGGUUUGUGGUGUUCGGGAAAAGAAACCUGAUAAUGUUUGGCUGGCAGCCGAGGGUGUAUAUCUCCCUGUAUCUGAUGGCAAACAUGCUUCCUCAUGAUUUUAGAAGUCUGAAGCAAGUAGUUCUGUCCUAACCUUUCCCUGCACCACUGAUGGCUGUCCAGGUCCACACAUAGUCCAUUCACUUUUUGCUUCACUUGCUGCUUUGUUCCCAAUGAAGCUCGGAAGUUUAGCAGUAGCUGUGACGUUAUGCUUGCUUUCCUCGUGUAGUAAGAAGAUUUUGAAUCAUGGUUUAGAGUGCCAAGAUCUUUAGUAGGAGAAAUAGUUGUUCAAUAUGACCAAUGUGUCAGUUUUAUCAUCAUAUAUAACAAGAAACUUUAGUUAUCUUCUAUUUUUAUGUCACGUUGAGAAUAUUUGUCGGAUCAAAGUUUUGUGGCUCUUUCGAUGUCUAUAUACCAAGUCUUUGCAAAACAGAAGAUAGGUCACAGCAAGAAUGUAGACCACCAUCAAAGGAAAAACCACGAUUCCAGUUAAUUUUUAGCUACUUUUGGUAAAAUGUAGUGAUGAUUGAUGAAGUUUAAGUUUG
Messenger RNA from Oldenlandia corymbosa var. corymbosa, 1821 nucleotides. The record is from the annotation of a GenBank genome assembly. NCBI's taxonomy places the organism in Eukaryota, Viridiplantae, Streptophyta, Magnoliopsida, Gentianales, Rubiaceae.